AUGCUUACUACCACCACCGUCAUCACCAGACCCAUCACCGAAGGUCAACUUUACCGCAUUUUGGAAUUAUUGCAUCCUACCGAUGAGUUGAGCAGAGAUGUCAGGUUUUACAAAGAUGGCGACAAAGUUGUUGUUGUUCAUUUCACCCACAUUUUACAAGUUACUACUGGAUCAGGGGCAAACACCGAAACAAAAACCAUUGUUUAUGAAAGAAAAUUGGUCAUCAACGAUUUGUGUGAUAUUUCUCAUCAGGCAGGAAUUGAGGAGGACAGGGAAAACAUUGAUCGGAUCAAGCAGUUGUAUCAGACAUUCAGGUUGAAGAAUGAACAACGGAAAGCUGCAAAAGCUGCAGCAGAAAGAUUGGCUUCAAUUGGGAAUAAGAAGGAAUCAAAUGUUGGAAGUCCCAAUUUGAAUGAGAAUUGUGGUCACAUUGGUCAUGAAGGUAAUGAAAAUGAUGACAAUGAAUUGGAAACUUCACCAUCGAGAUACAUCACAAAUGCAAUUGAAUCAAAUAACAAUGCCAUCGAUAAAACCAAGUUGUCAGUACUGAUUAAAGAACAAGACAAUUCAAGACCGGUUAGUUUGAAUAACCACGAAACUGAGACAAAUGGUGAUAGCCAAACCAGUGAUUCAAAUGUUGAUUCUGAAAUUGAAACUCCACCAACUACUGAAUUACCACCAACUCAACAACAACAACAACAACAACAACAACCGAAAUUCAGCUUGAGAUCAUUACGUGGUUAUUAUGAAGGCGCUAAUUCACCCAUGCACACCAAUCCAACCAGCGAGUUUAUUGAUUUGACAAACAACCAAGAAAAGAAGGAAUUUGUCCAACAACGUUAUGGCACCAACUACAUGGGAUUUGAUGAGCCUGAAUAUAUCCCCAAACUGAAUAACCUGAAAAGCCGCAAACGUGAUGUGUUGAAGAAACCAUUCAAAUCAAUCAAAACAGCCUUCAAGAAGUUGAUGAAAAAGGAAGAAACUUCUGUUAUUUGUGAACCACCGAAAUUAGCUCCAAGAUCAAGCCUUAUGACCAAGGAAGAAAAACUUGAACAGAUAGAACGAUUGGUUGACCAUUUAAGAAACAAAUAUACUCAUGAUGAAAUAAUGAAAAGAGUUCACUUGAGACUGGGAAAAAAUAAGCAGUCACCGAGUCAAUAA
Molecule: messenger RNA, 1161 nt
Organism: Lodderomyces parapsilosis
Lineage: Eukaryota; Fungi; Ascomycota; Pichiomycetes; Serinales; Debaryomycetaceae
Exons: 1
Coding region: 1-1161 (386 amino acids)
Source: RefSeq, a predicted model, not a curated record